Molecule: messenger RNA, 1818 nt
Organism: Austrofundulus limnaeus
Lineage: Eukaryota; Metazoa; Chordata; Actinopteri; Cyprinodontiformes; Rivulidae
Gene: wdr25
Product: WD repeat domain 25
Exons: 7
Coding region: 89-1585 (498 amino acids)
Molecular function (GO): protein binding
Source: RefSeq, a predicted model, not a curated record
UUAUUUUUGCGGGAUGUUGAACGUGGUGAAAUAAAAAUAACGCUCCAAGGUUAGUUAAAUUGAUGCCAUCUUUGGACUGCAGUGUCACAUGAAGAUGUCUUCACUGGUGGCCUAUGAUGAUUCAGAGUCAGAGGAUGAAUCAUCUGAACAGAAGGAGGAAAGCACAUCAGCUCCUGUCCAAACAGCAACAUCCUGUGAGAAAACCCAAGAAGCUGCAAAUAGUAUUAUUUUCAAAGAAUCUGUAACUUUUGCCUCUGACCAGAAACUUUUACAAUCAGAAGAAAGCAGUUCUUCAUCYCAUUUUCCUUCUCAGCCACAACCUUGUACGGACUGGGAGCGAAAAUCMUGGAGUGAAAGUGCAGCUCCUCUGCAUUUACCUGCAACUCAGGGAGAAGCUGUACCCCUGCAGACUCCUUCAUGCAUUCCAAGCAGCUUCAGUGAUGGACCCAGUCCAGCAAAAAGACUACCAGCUGUCGUGUCUGGUGUUAGACCYUAUGUCCCUAAGAGGCAGAGACUUUCAGUGGAGACACCGAGCCCAAAGUGCCCAUCGGAGCAAGUCCAGGGAGAUCYGAGCAGGAAAAGUCAAAUUCUCUCAGAUGUGCCGUCACGACUGAAGCCGUAUCUCGGUGAAAAGCCCAGAGCAGCAGGGGUAACGAGGAAACUUCAAAUGAGCCUGGAAGGCCACCAGGGCCCAGUUAACACAGUGCAGUGGUGUCCUGUUCCUCAUCUCAGUCACCUGCUGCUGUCUGCCUCCAUGGACAAAACAUUCAAGGUGUGGGAUGGAGCAGAAAGUGGACGGUGCCUCAGGCUUUACACCUGCCACUCGGGAGCCGUGCGUGACGCCUGUUGGACCCCCUGUGGGCGACAGCUCCUCACCGGCUCAUUUGACAACACGGCUGUGAUCACUGACGUGGAGACAGGGCAGCAGGUGGUAAAACUGGACAACCAGUUUAAGGUGAUGUGUGUGGCCCUGCACCCCAGCAGCCCAGAUGUUUUCCUGUGUGGGGGUUACAGCCCGGAGGUCAAAGCCUGGGACUCUCGCUGCUGUAAGGUGGUGAAAGUGUACAAAGCAGGGAUUCAGCAAACCUUAGAUAUCCUUUUUCUGCYAGGUGGGGAGGACUUCAUAACGACCACGGACUGUGUUAGCAGGGACUCUGCAGACCGGACCCUCAUCGCCUGGGACUACCAGACCACAGCCAAGGUUUCCAACCAGAUUUACCAUGAGCGUUACACGUGUCCGAGCUUGGCUCUCCAUCCACAGGAGAACUCAUUUGUUGCCCAGACCAAUGGGAACUACAUGGCUCUYUUCUGCUCCCAAAAGCCCUACAGGAUGAACAAGAGGCGGCGAUUCGAAGGACAUAAGGUGGAGGGAUUUGCUGUGCAGUGUGAUUUCUCUCUGGAUGGGACGAUCCUGGCCUCAGGGAGCUCCARGGGUUUCGCUCACUUCUACGACUUCCACUACGCUCGCACGCUGCACUCGUUCCAGGCUCACAGCCAGCCCUGCCUUUGCGUUUCACAGCACCCCGUCCUCCCGGCGACCGCCGCCACCUGCGACUGGGCAGGCCAAAUCAAGAUCUGGCACUGACGGACGAAUAUGAAGAAGUCAAAAUCCAUUUGGGGCCAAACCGUCACAUAAAAGACUAAACUGAACUGAAAACCUUUGCACAGACUGCAAGAGAUCAAAAGAUUUACUGCUGUGAUUUUAAGCUGCGAAAGCCACACACAUGUUUUGUGAACCUUCUAUGAAAAAUACAGACGUAGCAAUUUUUAAAUUUUUGUAAAAACAAAAGGGGAGAAAAAUAAAAAAAAUUCAGGACA